UACAGAAACUGAAAAUGAACUAAACUUCAAGCAGGAUACGAAGUGCAGUCAAGCUCUUCAAACUAGACCGCUGUAUCCAGGAUCCACAACAUCAAAUAUAGACUCGCUGAGAAGAAGCAUGGAAAAAUUGAGCCAGAGAGAAAACUUUAACCAUGCUGUGAUGCAAGACCUGGACAGAGAAUCCUUGUCGUCAUUAAGUAGAAGCAUAGAAGAGAUUGAACAGAAUGAUAUCAGUAGUGUUGAUGACAAGAGAUUCUGAGGGAACAGGAGAGUCCAGGGUCUAAUGUUGAAUCUGGGCCUCCUACCAACAGGUCUGUGUCAGACGUGACAAAUUCUAGAACCGGAGUCUCACAGCAUGCACCUGGUCACAACUUGAUACCAUACAAAACCAAACUGGCUGUUGAGAAACCUCCAGACUGUAAAUUAGUUCCUGAAGUGAAGAAGGAGCCUGUUGCUUCAGUCAAGACUGGCCUGGAUCUAAAACAUGGAACAAAGACAGAAGUAUUUAAGUUGUCAAGUAGAGCUAAACAUUCACGACAGAAGCUAAUUGGCACGGCAGAUAGCAGUCUCCAUUCAAGCAAGACAACUGCUAAUAAAGUCACAAGCAACAAUAAAUCUGCCUCGGUUGCUUCGCAUGGAUCAGUUACAGAAGUAUGUUCCAAUAUUACGAGUGCAUGCCCGUUUUCUCUUGCCAUGGAAAGAAGAUCAGGCAGUAGGGAAAGUGCAGCGAGAUUGGAUUUGAAGACCCCCAACAGAUUUGUAUUAUCACAAAAUCAGGCAAAUGGUGGGUCAAGUGUGCAGGGUGGUUCAAAGAGGAUGAACGCAACCUGUAGAGUGAAGAGCCAGGAACUACAAAUUAAAAGGGACUGCAAAGAAGUGAUUAGACAAUCUUUGACAUCGGAGAGCCAGGGCACCUGCCUGAAGGGCAGAGCUGCCCAUGUUGUCAGACAAUCAAAGCCGAGUUCUACGGACCUUUUGGCAAGGAACAAAUCUAAUUCUGAUGGUGCGUCUGAAGUUCAGCUCACAAAUACCAUCCAAAGGAACAAACCAAAGGAGGAAAAAGGGGACAGAAGGUGGAAGGGGUCAAGGUGGAAGGGGCCUCAAGGACCUAGUACCAAGAUUGUUGCUCCUCUCACUGGAAAUCUCAGGACAGGAAAUAAAAAGGAAUUUCCCUCCCGAACUGGUGAGGAAUCAAAUAAUCGGAGGGAACCCCAACUCAAUAUGUCACGGGAUGGGAGGAAGCCAAGGCGAGAAACACCACGAUGGCAAUGACUUGUCUGAAGAUGCAAAGCCUCGGUGUUCCGAUUAAAAGGAAUCAAUCAUCAGAUAGCUGCAAUCAUGCAUAAUGCAGUGGUCAGCAGCUGCCUGCUGUGUGCGGUUACCUAGUUAUAAUACCUGUUUUCUCUCCUAGUUAAAAUGGCUGCCUGCUGUCAAGUGGUACAUAUCUGUAGUCUGUGUAACUUGCUGUAUCAUAUAUGCCAUAAAGGCUGUAAUUUAGAUCUUGAA
Molecule: messenger RNA, 1506 nt
Organism: Phoenix dactylifera (date palm)
Lineage: Eukaryota; Viridiplantae; Streptophyta; Magnoliopsida; Arecales; Arecaceae
Source: RefSeq, a predicted model, not a curated record